AAAUUUUUCUUGUACUGUCAGAUAAUCAAAAACAAAAACAAACCAAGCGAUAGACUGAAGGAAUUAAAACCUACAAACAGAAUAAUGUCUCGGAAUUUUUUUUUCGAAAAUAAUUUUGAUAACGAUGUCGGUCAUAUGCUUCUUAAUGAUACUUCAACAGGGAUCUCUAAAACAUUUGAAAACAAAUUAAGUGACUACACUGAGAAAAAGCUGCAUAUGUUAACAACAAAGAUGCAAAGUGAGAUUUUUAACAAUGGAACAGUAUACACAGGUUCAGCUGGUUUAGCUCUGUUUUAUCUAAUGCGAUACUUGAAAAACCCACGGGCUGAUGAUAACUACUUGAAGUUGGCCUUGCAAUACAUAGAUUUAAGAAAUUUAAAAGGUCGUCGCAUUAGUUUCCUUUGUGGAGAUGCAGGCCCACUUGCAAUUGCAACAGUUAUUUCAUAUAGAAUGGGAAACAAUCGUCCAAAGAGUUUACCUGAUUAUAACACAUUGGCUCAAAGGUUACUAGAUCUUAUUUCACUUUUGAAAGAAUCGCCUGAUGAACUUCUGUAUGGUGGCGCUGGAUAUCUAUAUGCUCUGCUGUUUGUAAAGGAAUAUGUCCGUGAGUCUGACAUAAUAGCUUCUAAACAUAUAGAAAAGGUGAUAGCUAAUAUAUUAAAAUCUGGAAGAUCAUUUUCUGCACAAAUGAAGUCAGAGAGUCCGCUUCUGUGGCAGUGGCACGAUAAAAUUUACCUCGGCGCCGCGCAUGGUGUCGCUGGAAUAUUAUAUCUAUUACUGCAAGGUCGUUCUUAUGUUAACCAUCAAGACAUGCGAUCGUUAGUGAAGCCUACAUUGGAUUGGUUGGCACGUCAGAAGUAUGCAAGUGGAAAUUUCCCGUCAUCUCUCGGCAGCAGCUCUGGAGAUAGAUUGGUACAGUGGUGCCAUGGUGCACCCGGUUUUGUGCCAUUGUUUGUUUUAGCUUAUCAGAUUUUUGAAGACGAUGAAUAUUUUAAAAUAGCUCUUCAGUGCGGCGAUGUUAUUUGGCAGCGUGGUUUAUGUACUAAAGGGUACAGCCUCUGCCAUGGAGUCAGUGGCAAUGCAUACUCCUUCUUGUAUUUAUAUCAAGUUACUAAAGACCCAAUUCACUUGUAUCGGGCGUGCUGCUUUAUGGAGUGGUGCGCGGUGGAGAUGCCCGACACUGAGCAACAUCCACCUGACAGACCGGCCUCUUUGUUUGAGGGUCUGCUGGGUCGCUUAUGUUUAGCUGAAGACAUAUCAUCUCCAGAAGACGCCAAGUUCCCCGCAUUUACACUGUAAAUUCUCUUUAAAAUGCCAUAUACAUAAGUAUUGUGAUCUCUUUAUAUAAUUUAUUGUAUUUAAAAGAAUAU
Messenger RNA from Papilio machaon (common yellow swallowtail), 1370 nucleotides. Its product is annotated as lanC-like protein 2. Gene Ontology annotation, cellular component: plasma membrane. The record is from RefSeq and is a predicted model, not a curated record. Bases 85 to 1299 code for a protein of 404 amino acids. Lineage: Eukaryota; Metazoa; Arthropoda; Insecta; Lepidoptera; Papilionidae. Gene Ontology annotation, biological process: peptide modification; carbohydrate metabolic process. The transcript has 8 exons.